Messenger RNA from Ectocarpus sp. CCAP 1310/34, 228 nucleotides. Lineage: Eukaryota; Phaeophyceae; Ectocarpales; Ectocarpaceae. The record is from the annotation of a GenBank genome assembly.
AUGCCCACGCCGGACGCUGGUGUAACCUUCGAGGAGAAAGUCGCUUCGAUCUACGACGUGGCCCCCAAGGUGCGCAUCGCAGGCAGCGGCUUCGACGAGCUCGACGCCGCCUCCCUCAAGCUGUCCUUCGCGCCGAGAAUGACGGAGGGCCAAAACUACAAGGUGGACAUCCAGAGCUCCACCGUCAUGGUGCUCAGGCUCCAGCCUGGCAUGAAGCAAGGUCAGUAA